Molecule: messenger RNA, 2218 nt
Organism: Camellia sinensis
Lineage: Eukaryota; Viridiplantae; Streptophyta; Magnoliopsida; Ericales; Theaceae
Product: zinc finger protein MAGPIE
Cellular component (GO): nucleus
Molecular function (GO): DNA-binding transcription factor activity
Source: RefSeq, a predicted model, not a curated record
UGAUUCCCACCAGAAGCAGAAAGAUAGACAUAGAGAUAGGGAUCCAACCCUCCAUUUAUCAGCUCUUCCUAUUAAGGUUGAGACCUUAUCAAGGUACUCAUUCUCUGUGGUUUUCUCCUAAUUCUACCUCUACUACCUAAUACUCCCCUUGAUGAGAGAGAGAGAGAGAGAGAGAAAUCUCCAAAUAUUGGCCUCAGUUGUUUAGGUUGACAUCAUAACAUACAAAUGAUUGAACCAAACUUUGAAGAAAGAGCAGACAUGUUAGAAAAAAUGGCAGAAGAAGCAAUUCCAAUGGGUUUUGUUCAAAACCCAACUGGUGCAUCCAACCCUCCCCAUCUAAAGAAGAAGAGAAACCUCCCAGGAACCCCAGAUCCUGAAGCCGAAGUCAUCGCCUUAUCACCCAAAACUCUCAUGGCCACCAACAGAUUCCUGUGUGAGAUAUGUGGGAAGGGGUUUCAAAGGGAUCAAAACUUGCAAUUGCAUCUAAGGGGACAUAACCUACCAUGGAAGCUCAAGCAGAGAACUAGCAAGGAACCGAGGAAGCGUGUUUACGUGUGCCCUGAAAAAACUUGUGUCCAUCACCACCCUUCAAGGGCUCUCGGUGACCUAACUGGUAUAAAGAAGCACUUUUGUCGAAAGCAUGGAGAGAAGAAGUGGAAGUGCGAGAAGUGCUCAAAGCGAUAUGCUGUGCAAUCAGAUUGGAAGGCACACUCAAAAACCUGUGGCACUAGGGAAUACAAAUGUGACUGUGGGACUGUAUUUUUGAGGCGAGAUAGCUUCAUCACUCAUAGGGCCUUUUGUGAUGCUUUGGCUGAAGAAACAGCUAGAGUUACCGCAACAUCAAACAUCAACAACACAAUGUUUAGCGACAUCAAUUAUCAUGUCACUGGAGCCCCAAGUCCAAUAGGACCUGACCUAGUACAUUUCUCUUCGAUUUUCAAGCCAACAACCUUAAACAACAAUGAUGAAAUUACCGAUCCACCAAAGUGGGGAUUCUCGCUGUGGAUGGCCCAAGGAACCCAAGGUCAUGAAGCAAUGGGCAACAAUCUUCAACAGAAUCAUCAAAUUGGAUCAUUAAGUUCAUCAACACUUUAUGGUGAUCCGCUUGUUUCAUGUUCAAAUCCUCCACCUACCGAUUAUCAGUUGAAUUGGGUACUUGGAAAUAAGCUUUCUUCCAAAAAUGGUGAAGAAGAACUAACAAGCACUUCACUUCCUUUGAGCAAUUUUAAGGAUCAGCUUGUUAGUGUUCCUUCAUUGUACAGCACCCAACACCAUUCUCAUCAAACACUUUUGCCAAAUAUUUCCGCAACUGCUUUGUUGCAGAAAGCUGCACAAAUCGGUGCAACUUCUACUGACCCAUCAUUCCUUGGAAGCUUUGGGUUGAAGUGUAGCAGUAACAAUCAAGUUCAAGAUGGAAAUAAGUUGUGUGGAUUGUACGGUACGACAAACCCAAUAAAAACUAGCCAUGGAAAUAGAAGUGAUGUAGAGAGCUCACUGAAUGAUCUCUCUACAUUUAAUCAGUUGCAAAAUUACCCCUCAAAGUGGCGAAACAUACAAAAUGAAGAUAGUAGUAAUAAUUCUGUUGGAGGGGAAACAAGGGAUUUCUUGGGAGUUGGUGCUCAAUCCAUCUGCCACUCAUCAUCAGUGAAUGGGUGGAUUUGAUCAUACGGGAAUUUUAUGGACUCUACAUAUUUUCUCAGAAGAAUAAAAGGUUAAUUACACAAAUACUGUCUCAAUUAUCAUUGAAAAUAUCAUUUUAUGAAAAUAUACAAAAUACUCUCAUUGUAGGGGGGUAAUUUUAUAAUUGAGAGAAUAAAAUGAUAUUCAAUGAUAUAAUUGGGAGGGUGUUCAUGUAAUUAACUCGAGAAUAAACAUAAAGUUGGUAAUGAAGUGGGAUCGAUAUUGGGGGAAGAAGGAAGGAGAUUUUAGUAAUGGCAAACUUUGCAGACAGGAAAAGGAGGUAUUGAGUGCUUGGGAGCUAAAGCCUAAAAGUUGUGCGUAGAAAAACUAAUCAAGUGGUGGAGGAGAUCCAUGCAUAUUCUUUUGAACUCUGAAAGUUGUUUCCUUUAAAAUGGUGGCUUUUAUUUUUGAUGCAAAAGGGGUGACUAGUGGGGACAAAGCAAGAGGCCCUUUAGAACUCCAUUAUUGCAAUGUUCCUUCUCUCUUGUGGUGGUUGUCUUUUUUAAACUGCAUAUGAAAGAGAAUUUCAUUGGCAAAA